UUCGUAAUAUAACCCUGCAUGCACCAUCUCUGUAAAAUGUGUGAUAAAUGCUGAUAAAGGAACUUUGUAAUCCUAUUCUUCCAGGACGUUCAGAUUUACUUGUCGUAAAAAGUAUUCAUAAAAAUAAUUCAUUCAAUAUAGAAGACAUAUAUUCGAAGGGCCCAUAGUUUGUUUCGUGCAUGGCGUUUUUAUUGUAAUUGAAUAAAACUACUCGUAUAUGUUAACUUCUCUUGACUGAAUAUUUUUAAAAAACCACUUCAGAGUUCAAAAUGAACUCAAUAAUCUUAGUUGUCAUUAAUAUGCUCCUCGUGGCAGCGUGCCUCGUCGAGAGCCGCGCGAGAACAAGAGAAGCGACAGAAGCGCAUCCAAGUCAGGGAAGGCGAGGGUUUGACUAUGGAGAUCCUUACGGCAGCGGCUCCGCGAACCGAAGGCAGCCAGGUGACACGGCUCCAGAGGUGCCCGACUUCCAGACACGACAACGCGUUCCAAUAAAGCAGCGAAACAACCAUCUGUACAAAAAUGAAUAUCCGAACCAAGUACACCGGCCUCAAGACCUCGAAAGAUAUGAUAAUAACGACAAGCACGAUUUUUUCAACGAGCAAUCUGUAGUUGACUCAGUUUUGUCGACGGUCAAACCCGGUAAUGCGGAGCUGGUAAACGUGCAGCCCUCGACACGGAGGAGCCGGCGACGUCUGGUCAACAAACUCGCCUCGAACGCUUCGGCUGUCAUUCCCGACAUUGUCGAUGGAUUUUCUUGCGCGGGAAGGCCAUAUGGAUAUUACGCUGAUACACUGAACAAUUGCAAGAUAUUCCACGUCUGCUAUCCAUUGAGGGGAGUGUUUCCAAACGAACCGUCUAUCCCUAACGUAACCUACGACUUCAGUUUCUUCUGCAACAAACACUUGAUGUUCGACCAGGCUUCGCUGGUUUGCGCCUUCCAGCGUGAGGCGAUCCCAUGCGAGUUCGCGCCGCAGCUCUACGGCCUCGUUAACUCGCGGUUCUUCCAGGUCAACAAGACUACCUCUUAGUCGAGCUUCACCCCCUGUUAAGGGCUUUGCCUCGAGGUGUCGUCUGAAGAUAAGGCUUUCAAAAAUCCUGUGGAAAUCUUCAUUCUGAUAUAUAUUUAAGCAUUUGUUUUUAAUACUAGGUGUUCUUCCAAAUAAUCGUCAAUUUUCUACAGCCUCAAAUUCUCAAGUCCUGAAUCAAAUCUGAAGUAAAAAUUUCUGAGAAGAACAAUUCAGUGUUAUGCUUUCGUUCAGAGGAUAAGUUUCCGAGCAAAAAGGAAAAUACGCGAAUAAUUAUUCCCAUACAAAUGCAAAUGUAAUAAUACAUAAACAACACUAAUUUGGCAAGAGGGACAUUCUAUAAACAUAUUCGCUUUAUUACAUUGAUUUUAUAGAUUAAGAAAAAAAAUUUAACCAAUCGUUUAUGCUUUAUCCCGGCUAUUUAUACUAUUAAUUUAUAUUCUAUAAAUAUAAUACUGCAGCACACAGCCUCCGUUUUAUCCUGUCAUAAAAAUUUUAAGAGCUUGGUUUUAAUUUCAUGCCGGUAAAGUUGGCUUAGUAAUGGCGCUGCCCGGCCUUGUUUGAGUGAUUCUUCCAAAUGGUUUGUUUGGGGACGAUGUUCGCAGUGAAGUAAAAUCAUCCCCGCUGUUCUGCCAUUCAAUAAAAACUUGAAGUUUAGGCGACUCUUCAUAAGUUCAGUUUCUGCCACGCCGUUUCGGGUAACUAAAAAUUCUAUAUAUUUAAAUUUAAAGCUGAUGUUUUACUCAACCGAACUAUUAAAUUACAAAU
Molecule: messenger RNA, 1793 nt
Organism: Hyalella azteca
Lineage: Eukaryota; Metazoa; Arthropoda; Malacostraca; Amphipoda; Hyalellidae
Exons: 3
Coding region: 270-1028 (252 amino acids)
Cellular component (GO): extracellular region
Molecular function (GO): chitin binding
Source: RefSeq, a predicted model, not a curated record